Molecule: messenger RNA, 972 nt
Organism: Malassezia sympodialis ATCC 42132
Lineage: Eukaryota; Fungi; Basidiomycota; Malasseziomycetes; Malasseziales; Malasseziaceae
Product: SCO family protein
Biological process (GO): mitochondrial respiratory chain complex IV assembly
Source: RefSeq, a predicted model, not a curated record
AUGAUCCUAUGGCGCCCUAUGACGCUGGCCAGGCACGCGGUGCGUCGCACGGCCGCAGUCCAGGCCAUACCGGCACUUCCUCGACAAUGCACGCCUGUAUUCGCGGUGCGUGCAUUUAGCGCGUCUGCGAACGGACCGGGCGGUCAGUCUUCACCGCCGCGCGGAACGCCACCCGGGCCUGCUGGCCCCUUCAACUUACCUGCGGCCGUGCUGUUCAUUGCCACGGGCGUGGGCUUGUACUACUACUUCAGGCACGAAAAGGCCCGGCUUGCUGAAGCGAAGAAACAGCAGCUGGAAAGGGAGCAGCAGUCUGUAGGGCGCCCCCGCAUCGGCGGUCCGUUCGACCUCGUGUCGUCGACGGGCCAUCCGUUCACUAACGAAGAUCUGCUGGGAAGCUUCAGUCUGAUCUACUUUGGCUUUACAAACUGCCCUGACAUUUGUCCAGAGGAACUCGAUAAAAUGUCCACUGUCGUCGACGACGUGGCGCGCGAGCACGGCCAUGUGAUUAACCCUGUGUUUGUGACGUGUGAUCCGGCGCGCGACCGCGUGCCGGUUGUCGCUGAGUACAUUGCCGAUUUCCAUCCCCGCAUGGUCGGUCUUACGGGCUCGUACGAUGAUAUCAAGAAGGCAUGCAAGGGCUACCGUGUGUACUUUAGCACACCGCCAGGCGCAGAUCCUACGAGCGACUAUCUCGUGGACCACUCGAUCUUUUUCUAUCUUAUGGACCCUGAGGGCCGUUUUGUCGAUGCGUUCGGCAAGGCCUCGACGGCGGAGGACGUGCGCGAAAAGGUGCUUGACUAUGUCGCUCGCUGGAAGCAGUCAGGUCUGCCUCUCAGCGAGGCGAACGCCAAGGUCAAGGCUGCCAGCGACGGACGCCCGCUCAGCACGAAGAAGGAGCUGUUCUCGGAGCCAAGCACCCUGCCAUCAAUUCCACCGGCCGUGCAGCCUGCCGCCGAGGAGCGACUUGUCUAG